Entelurus aequoreus (snake pipefish) is the source of this 688-nucleotide messenger RNA. RefSeq names its product dual specificity protein phosphatase 13A-like. The transcript is spliced from 3 exons. Gene Ontology annotation, cellular component: cytoplasm. The record is from RefSeq and is a predicted model, not a curated record. NCBI's taxonomy places the organism in Eukaryota, Metazoa, Chordata, Actinopteri, Syngnathiformes, Syngnathidae. Gene Ontology annotation, biological process: protein dephosphorylation; negative regulation of MAPK cascade. The coding region runs from base 36 to 557 and encodes 173 amino acids. Gene Ontology annotation, molecular function: protein tyrosine/serine/threonine phosphatase activity; MAP kinase phosphatase activity.
UCGACCUGAGAAAUGCACGAGACUCUGAUUUAGCAAUGGAGAAGAGUCCAUGUGUGAAAGACUUGCAGAAAGUUCUGUUUGGCGGCAAACGUUUUGGCAAUCAUGUGGAUGAAGUUAGUCCUGGUCUGUUCCUUGGUGACAUGUCAGCAGCCAAUGACCGCUACAUGGUGUGGAAGCUGGGAGUUACACACGUCUUGAACGCAGCACACGGCAGCCGGUGCAGUGAAGGCAACAGACAUUACUACGGAGACGGCGUACAUUAUUACGGCGUGCCUGCAGACGACUCGCCCACCUUUGACCUUUCGCCGUAUUUCUUCCCGUGUGCACAGUUCAUCCACCACGCACUUUGCACGGCCGGAGGUAAAGCUGCUGUGUUGGUCCACUGUGCAGCAGGUGUGAGCAGGUCCGCAGCCCUGCUCUUGUCCUACUUCAUGAUCUGUCACGCAUGCACGCUGAUGGACGCCAUACUGAAGGUCAAAGAGCGACGCUGGAUUUUCCCCAAUAAAGGAUUCCUCAAGCAGCUCUGUGCUUUACAAGUCAAACUACGGCAGCCAUAGUUUUUACAUGCAUACUGUACAUAUAUACAUACAUACAUACUGUAGUUCAUAUUUGAACGUCAUGCAUGUUGUGUGAUUGCUUACGUAAACAUUUGACCUCUGACAUUGUACAUAGGGGAAUAAAAGACAUC